AUGAAGAUCAAUCAAGCUACCCUCUUCGAACUCAUCCUGAUUGCUAGGGGUGCUUAUACUCACCUAUUACCAUUCGCUUCAACGAUCAGCCGGAGCUUACGGACACGACAGAGAUUAUCCCGACAGAGUAGUUCAGAUUUCGAAAUUAUGGCUUUGGCAAAUACAGAAAUGGAGUUAUCGGGAAUGUACAUUUUUGGUGAUGUUUAUGGUAUCAAGACCACCUACAACGAUGAAACUCAGGCCAAUCAUGGUGUUAUGGUUACAAUCCGUGUUGACAUGAGUGUAUGCAUGAGCUCUCCAAUAAAUUGGAAGAUAAACGCAUCAACGCAUAUUAACUGGUUGAGGAAAAGAAAAAGAAAGAAAAGUGGUUGGAGACGGAGCGCAAUCCAAGAGCUCUUCCAGAAAACAAGGACAACAAGUCUCAGAAGAAAGUUCAGGAAAGAAGCACUAAGCCAAGGACUAAGAAAGUUCAAGAAGAGACAAAGAAAUCCACCAAGAAACCAGCUGCUAAAGAAGUUUACAAGAUUGUGGCAAGCCACUUAUUACAUCAAGAAGAGGGAGGAAGAAGAAAAACUAAGAAGAGACAAGAACACGAACAUCAAACAUAAACAAAGACAAGAAGGAGCUUCAAGGCGGCUGGUAAGGGAAGGAGAAGAAGCGAUGCAGGAGCGAUGGAGAGGAAGAUGA
Molecule: messenger RNA, 687 nt
Organism: Eruca vesicaria subsp. sativa (arugula)
Lineage: Eukaryota; Viridiplantae; Streptophyta; Magnoliopsida; Brassicales; Brassicaceae
Source: the annotation of a GenBank genome assembly